AUAUGCAUCAUAAUUCAUCGUCAACUUUGCUCCACCUACACGUAGCUUUAGAUUAAAUAAAUACAACGGGACUUCAUAGCCGUAUUAAUUAAAAGUUACCUGGUUAAGAGAGGUGUUUUCUCCGCACGCUCUCUGAUUCUCACUGGAUAAUGUGGCUAUAUUAUGACAGAAAUGAGGAGAUCGCUAAUUAUAUAUUUUGUGGGAUAUUUUACAUUUUCUUGUGCUCACUAUCCAUUUAUUCCAAGGCAUCCAAGACCGUUUAUUCGAAGAAUUUAUCCUAAUCCCCCUUUAUAUGGGGGAAUGUUUUUUCGUGGUCCUGUGUUUAAUAUUCAUCCUAGAUUUAAUCUACCCAUAGGGUUACCUCAGGUGCCACAUAUGAAUAAUAUGCUUCAUCCUCAUCAUAAAAUAAACAGCAAUUGUGCAAGUGAAAAACAUUCUGUUGGUCAUGCACCAGUACCAAUACCAACAACGGUUUCAUCUUCGUCCUAUGAUGGUAAAAACAUACAACACCUACCAGUACAACCAUUAGGUUUUGAUAGACCUUUUCCAACAAUGGGAUCGCAACAGUUUAAUUUUGGUCAAAAUGAUGCUGGAGCACCAUCAGAUCUCCAGGAAAGUAAUCCCUCUGUGGCAUUGGGGGAGACUCAUGAUAAAUCCCAUAUGAUAGGAUUACAUCCUAUCCUAGAAUCAAAAACUAGGAGCAUUUUUGGUGCACAACCUACUCUUAGGGUUGAGAAUACAGACAAUUCAAAUAAUACAUCCAGCGAUCAUAGAAAUCCAGACUGGAAUUACUUUGACUUCAUAACUAACAAAGAUUUCAUAUUGAAACUUAUUGAAAACAAGCUUAUCAAGCUUCAAAACAAAGAGAAAAUAGUUGGUGGAAUAUCAGUUAACACCCAACUGUAUGACCAGAUCAAAAGGAUAGAGGAAGCGAUGGGUAUAACCAUGGCUUUAGAUAAUGGAACCACCACUCCACCUCCAGUACCAACCAAUUCAACAGGAAGCAGCAGAGAAGGACAGUAUACUUCGUUAUCAACUUUUAUGGGAAAUUUCUUCUGUGCAUGGUGUAGAUAUCGUCACGGAAGUCAAAAAAGCACGUGUCUCAAGUUUUGUUUCAAUGAUAUAAUUCAAAAGAACAACAAAGCGCAGGAGGAGGACUCUAAUACUCGAUAAGAACAGGAAAACCCCCCAAGUGAUCAGUUUCAAUAGCAACACGAUAUCUUGAUCUCUAUAAUUUUCUUCUUGAGAAAAAUCCAUGUUUAAGUUCUGAAGAAGAAUUUCGUUAUUAGAAAUGCUGUUCUGUGUUAGAGUUGUUCUUAUUAUAUCAUUUUGUGACUGUAGUUUAAUUGUUCAUUUUGCUAAAUUAUUAAUGAAAACUUUUCGUCACAAUAAAUUGUAUAUUUAUUAUGUGGUCAUUUUCUCUUUAAUCAUGUUAAUGUUACUUCAAAUUGCAUUUGCGUU
Saccostrea cuccullata (small rock oyster) is the source of this 1461-nucleotide messenger RNA. RefSeq lists its product as uncharacterized. The transcript is spliced from 2 exons. NCBI's taxonomy places the organism in Eukaryota, Metazoa, Mollusca, Bivalvia, Ostreida, Ostreidae. The coding region runs from base 163 to 1173 and encodes 336 amino acids. The record is from RefSeq and is a predicted model, not a curated record.